GCAUUGUCCUCCAACACCACCGCGCACGCAUCGGCGCAGAGCCCGUCGACCAUGGUCGGUAUUGCGGGAAAGUCCAAAGCCUGCCUUGACUGCAAGCGGCGUCGCGUCAAGUGUGACUUUACGGCGCCCCUCUGCCUGAGAUGCGCCAAAGCCGGAAUCCGAUGCCGAGGCUACGAGCGGCCGACAAUCUGGGUCAACCGCACCCCUGCACAGCCCGAUACCACUGCCCUUGCCGCCAUCGCAAGAGUACGGCCCCCGCGAGGAUCCUGUGCAUCAUCAAGAUGGCUUCACUCGCUCUGUCAAAUGCGGCUCCAACUCUCGGGCGCGGCCUAUGACAUCACUCAAGUCAGAGCCCAGGCCUUGAUCCUUCUGCAGGACAUCUACCUGCCGCAGCCGCACGUCAUGGAAGACAGUGGCGACCCGACGCCGUUUUCGUGGCCCAAGGCUGUCUGCGGCAUGACCGGACCGAGCGAUGCGCUGGACCACGCACUUCUGGCGCUGUGCGCCAUACAGGUACGCCUGUCGGGGGAGACGAGCAUUUCCUACGACGAGACUGUGCGGCUGUACAACCACGCCCUCGGCAAGGUGAUACACGAUCUUGGCAGUAACAAUGAUGAGACGCUGGCCGCAAUUGUCGUUCUGUCCACGUGUGAGCUGUUUGUCUUCUCGACGGAUCAGAGCUGGCGCGCACACGCACAGGGUAUAUCCGAGCUCCUGAGGCAUCGUGGCGUGCCAGACGUGCCAUCAGCGAGCUGGCGAAGCCUCUGCGUGCGGCUCUGUGUUAUAUGUGCCAUUGCAAGAAGGUGCUCUCUAAGCCUCGCGCCACAGAGGUGGCGAGAGCUCAUUGGCCCGGCCCAGUCGUCUGCCUCCUUCCCACGGCUUCUCGACAUUGUCGCAGAGGUACCAGCGAUCAUGGAAGAAACACAUCAGCUCCUGUCUGGUGGGCUCCCCCAAGGGGACUUUCGAGCGCAUGACUAUAGCGAAAUGCUCCUCCAGAAUUUCCACAAGCUCCAUGACUGGCGGCAAUGCUACCAAAACAAGGUGGAAUCGGGUUCAUUCUCAUACCCGGUCCUUUCUAGACUGGUUAAUCCCGCAGAUGAUGCUUAUCCGGACAAGCUGUUUCCAUUCUCGCUCAAGUUCCGAUCAAUUACUGACGCCGUUACCUGGGUAUUCUGCUCUACGAUCAUGCUUCAGAUUCUCGAAGCUGUAUCGCGACUUGACAUGUUGGAUGCCAAAAGGAGCCACUUAUCGCUCUCAGAUGCCGCUGUGCAGGGCUCAAUUGUGUUGGCCUCGAUAGAAUCGUACGCGGAUGACUUGGCACGAAAGUUAUGUCAAAGCCUGGAAUACUGCUUUGGAAUCGAGAAUGGCACAUUUGGACCUCAAGGCACUUGUUCGACGCAAUGGGCUCUACAAGAUUAUUUCCGUCAUCGUGGGCUGCGCCGCGAAUGCGAAUGGUGCGAGAACAUCAAAGACAUGAAGGGACCCGCUUCACGCUGCGGAAUAGAUCUGAUGCGUCUUGGUUAUGGAUAAGUAAGGGUCGCUCUCGAAUGCUCCGGAUGGAGCUUUUUGUAUGCAGCAGCGAGCCCUUCACUUCCGGCAUAUCAUGCCGCGAGGGUCUCGCGAUAUCCCAUAGCCAAUUUUGCUUGAUAGAGCUGUUUAACAAACAUAUAAACACCACUCUUACACAG
This is a messenger RNA of Purpureocillium takamizusanense, 1688 nucleotides long. RefSeq lists its product as uncharacterized. The record is from RefSeq and is a predicted model, not a curated record. The transcript is spliced from 4 exons. NCBI's taxonomy places the organism in Eukaryota, Fungi, Ascomycota, Sordariomycetes, Hypocreales, Ophiocordycipitaceae. Gene Ontology annotation, molecular function: DNA-binding transcription factor activity, RNA polymerase II-specific; zinc ion binding. Gene Ontology annotation, biological process: regulation of DNA-templated transcription. The coding region runs from base 52 to 1530 and encodes 492 amino acids.